UCAAGUCUUAAAAAUUACUUAACUGAAAAAAGGGGGCAGCGCUGUAUAUAUCAUGGUGUUCCUUGAUGUUAGCCAGCAAUAACAGAAAUGUGUAUAGUGGCCAUGAGGGCGAUCUUGAUUGUUGAAAAGGGAAGAUAGUGGCUUGAAAUGUGUGUUGGGCACCACAAGGACCCUCCCAGAAGCACUUGGUGACAUCAGAAUUAGAGAUGGCAAUGUAUUGUAAGUUAUCCAUUUUGCAGCUAAUUUGGUUUGUUUUAUUGGCUACAUUGCAACAAAUAUUUUUGUAUAUUAGUAUUUUUAUUAGUGACCGUAUCAAAGCUGGUAAGGGAGGAUGACAAUCUUACUGAAGAAAAAACCAUGGUGGUGCUUAACUCUAUUAUUGCGCGGUCAUUUUUGGGGGAUAUGGGCAAAUUGUUCAGUGGUGAUGAAGAAGACAUUGGAUUAGACAUAAAGAUUCAGAUAGUGAAGUGCUCUAAGUCUGCUGAGCCCACUGCUGACACUGCGCUUACCACUGGUACUGUGCGUGCUGUUAUUAUGUUUGACAUCAGCACUGCAGGUAUUGCCAAGCCAAUUUACGUCCCACCUCCUGGCUUGUCUCCCUAUCCUGUUGUCAGUAGAAUCAUCUUUGAGUUAAUUGAACUAGUUUUAUCUGUUGUGACCAUUACUGUCAAAUAUGUUAUUGACAACAUUGUCUAUGGCAGGAACCGCCAAAUUAACAUUCAGAAUUUUGAACCAAUGGUAGAGUUGGCGAUAGCCAGCCAAAUUGAUGCUCGCCCAGCUGGAGACCCGAUAUUGAUUAACAUUAAACACAUUCGAAAUGAGUUUAGAGGACAGAUCGACCAGCAUUACGAAUCACGUGGUUCAUCGGCCACUGUUUUGUCUGUAAAUAAAGCUGAAGUGUUGGUAUUAACGCCCACACUUUCUCCUGUAUUGACACCUGCUUGCACUUGCCCUUGUUCCUCAGAACCUGCAACUAUUCCUGUGGCCAAACGCAGGCGUGGACGGCCGAUAAAAGUUGCUACCACCCAGUAAUUUGCUUCCACUUUUAUUUUUUAUCUUGAUAUUUUAACUUUU
Molecule: messenger RNA, 1074 nt
Organism: Kickxella alabastrina
Lineage: Eukaryota; Fungi; Kickxellomycota; Kickxellomycetes; Kickxellales; Kickxellaceae
Exons: 1
Coding region: 358-1032 (224 amino acids)
Source: RefSeq, a predicted model, not a curated record